GUCGCGUUUAGUUCGGCACGAGACACCGUCGUCGUUGGUUCUCUGUGCGUGGUAUCCGCGCUCUCUCACCUAUCUUCACCGCCGUUCCUCGUUAGUAGGCCGUCGCGCGCUUAGUUCCGCAGUGCGCCGCUUGGCGCUGUCCUCCGGCUCCCGUAAUUUCGUAGCCGCCCGUCACACUGUGCAGUUUCCUCGCCAUCGUUCCGUCGACAGCGGGAAGCCUCCCGUUUUCCCUCGGCGUUCUCGCGAGUUGCGUCAACGACAACGGCGACACGACGACGCGUCGUCUGACGGACGCGAGAAGAUGAUCGCGGCCGGUCGUGGCCGCAGCUUAACGCGCACGUCGAACGGUGAGAUCGCGCCGUACCACGCGACAUUAUCAUAGGCUGGCCACCCUGCACAAAGCAACCGAGAAGGGGAAGGAAGGAAGAGAGAAAGAGAGAGCGAGAUAGGACAUGUAAGAUUCCGAGAAAGAGAGAGAGACAGAAAGAGACGUUGCAAAGUCCGUCCACAUAGCGCUUUCUCAGCCACCGUAGUGUGUCGCCGUUGUGAAACGCGCGUGUGGUAAACACACUCGCGCGCGCGCGCGCGCGCACACACACGAUCACACGUAGUAGACACGUUUCGUAUACGUUUGAAAUCGUGCUAGAAACACCGUGUAGCAGUGUAUCGUUACCUCGCUCUCGUCGACGCGCAUCGGCCAUCAGGCUCGCAUGCUCGCACAUCUCGUAUUUUGCAAUUCAUUCCCACGAAGAAAUGGCUGACAUUGGCAAAAGAGCGCUCUUACGUGAGGUCAACCCUCAACUGAUUUGUCCACUGUGCCGUGGCUAUUUUGUCGACGCCACAACCGUGGUGGAGUGCUUACACUCCUUUUGCAGAAGCUGCAUCUUGAAGCAUCUCAACGAGGCGCCGUACUGUCCAUCAUGCAAAAAUGCGCUCAACAUGCGCAAACCACAUAUCAAAUCCGACAAGACUUUACAAGAUAUUGUGUACAAACUCGUGCCAGGGUUAUAUCACAAGGAAAUGCGGAAAAGAAGAGAAUUUUACAAGAAGCAUCCCGAGCAUGCGGACUCUGCUACGUCGGAGCAACGUGGGGAAGACGUGAGUGGAAGAUUGAUUUUCGCCCCGGAGGACGCGGUGAGUUUGAGCUUGGAGUAUCUGUCGCCGGGAAUGGAUCCGCUAACCAUCUUGAGCACUAUGGACGUGGACACGAGCCACUUGAAUAGCAGCAACGCCAGUUGCGAGAACACCAAUAACAACACCAAUAAUAACAACAACAACAAUCACAACAACGGCAACAACAGAAGGUAUCUACAGUGUCCGGCUCUGGUGACCAUCGCGCACUUGAAGAAGUUCUUGGCGCUUAAGUACAGCGUGGACAUGACGAGAUAUACCAUCGAAAUCUGCCAUCGACGCGCACCGCUCCCGGAGCAUUGGACUCUCAUGGACGUCGCUUAUAUCUACGCGUGGAAAAGAAUUGCACCGAUGAGAUUCUUCUACCGAGUAGCGCAGGAAGAGCAGAGACUCGAAGCCCCGUUGCACCAAAGACCAUCGACUCCGGGGCUCGGAGCGUGUUUACCACCGAACGAUGCUGUCGUUAUCGUGAAGGACUAUAGUACGGACGUUUUCGUUGAUCGGUCAGCAACUCCAGGAUCAGAGGCGAAACAGGCGGACGAUGAAGCAUCUACGGCGAAAGAGCCAAGCAACGUCACGAACGAUAAAGCGAAUUCGUUCACGGAUAAAGAGAAGACCACGGAUAACAAAGUAACUGUGGAAAACAGGGCGAGCGAGUCCACCACGAUAACGACGACGACAACGACGACGACGCCGACGACGACGACGCCGACGACGACGACGCCGACGUCAACGGUAGUCGCGAAAGAUAGAGCGACCAAGACUACAUCAUUGUCAAAGUUAACGACAACGAGUGCGACCACGAUGUUGACUACAACGGCAUCGAUAGUGACGAAUACGAUGACGACAACAAUGACGAUGGCAACGACGACAACGACGACAACGAUGACAACGAUGGCAACGACGACGACGACGACGACGACGAUGACGACGACGACGACGACGACGACAACAACGUCCAAUGAUACGAACAAUAAGCAAAUAAAGAGCCCGAUUAAAAUAAUGAAGAAUCCAGACGGUAUGUAUGAGGUGCUGAAGAGUCCGUCAAUGAAUAGGAAUGGGAAAGAGCAAAGUAACGUUGCCGCUGAUUUGCCCGACGUUAAACCCGCAAGUCCCGAGUUCAGUGUUGUAAGUAUAGGAAACGGACAGAAUUCCAACGGCGUGAAAAUCACAUUGAAACAAUGUUCACCGACGAGUGGCACGAACGUGAAGAAGCCAAAGGUAAUAAGUAACAUUUUAUUGCGUUGUGGUCAACAAUUAGAGAAGGACGCAUCGAGUCCGUUAAUGACUCAACAACUGCAGAAGGACAAGGAGCCACCUAUAUCACCGCCCGAGCAGGACAAGCAGCAGGAGAAGCAACGGCGCAAGGUGACUUUCGUGGACCGGCCAAUAUCCGAGAAGACAUCUCCUAGCAGCGGUGCUACUGGCAUGCCGAAAACCGCGCUGAAGAAACCGGCCGAGCAGCAGGACAAGAAGCAGUUCCUACAGGGUUUCCAGCUGACCGCCAGGGAACCCGUCCCGGAGGACAUCAAACUCAAGUCUCCCGUUCGAGAUCUUGGAACAACCAGCGAAAAUAACUCUUCCCAGAAGAAAGACUGCGCUACGCCGAAAACGGAGGUGUCUCCCAAGAAGGACGUAAAGACGCGCGAGAUGAUCGACGAGGUCAAAAAGAAGAGCAACACCGAGAACACUGGCUCGAACGCGGCUAACAUCAAUGUCUCGACGAACAUGACCGUGAAGUGCGUCGGUGAAAUGUCAUCUGGUAAUGGUGCGCGCGCUCACGCAACCAUAUCUUUGAAUGAUGCCGGCACACGUGCGUCCAGUUCAGGCACGAGCAACUUGGCAAAUACGAAUGUCAACGCGAACACGAAUGUUGCUCAUCCGGCGGCUAAGAUGGACGUGUAUUCUUUUCACUCGAUCGACUCGUCUGUUCUGGCCGGAGCGGUGAAGAGAAAGUGUCCACCGGGUGUUCCUAUCAACGACCUAAAGCGCAAACGACACCACACCCAGACUCCGAACGAAAUGCCAAGAAAAAUGGUCAAUCUCCCUGCGGAUAUAUUGCCGAUGAAGCUACCGCGUGGUUCCUCGUUGGACCAUAUGACUCCUACGAGCAGAUCGAGCAGCGGGAUACCCGACUAUCACAGUAAUCAAAAUCGUCCGGUAUCCAACGCGAACACGAAAGCGCCUAGUGGUCAGACAAUAUCGAGCGAUCCUAGAAAUCUCCUGGACGGCUGUGGCUUAAAUAUUCCAUCGAGUCUGAGCAUAACAUUGACCUCGCCGAGAUCACCCGGAUCUUCUCUUUUCCCCGAGAUCAGUGAUAAUAACGAUAGUCGAAAGACCGCAACAUUGACCAAAAUGAAUCCCACCAUCACGUUGAACGAUCGGUCGGUCGAUCCGCGAGUGCUAAAGGCACUGAAGACCGGACAAAUGAAAAUGCCGUCACCGCCGAAACUGACGGUUAUCAAGCAAACCGACCAGAAUGAAGCACUUCAACAGCUACAACAACGAGCCACACUACCGAUGAAACGCAGCAGAAGAGAGCAAGAGUCGAUCUUAGAUCUCAGCGGCGGCAAGAAAGCAGACAUACACCCUCUAAGGAUCCCUCAGCCCGUGACGAAGCUCCAAGUUAACAACAAAACGAUCAAUAGUUUACCAGACGAUCAAGUGGUGACGCUCAUGGGUGGUCACCGAUAUUACCGAGCUCCGCCAGGUUCUCUCACACCCGCUGCUCACCGUGUUAACGAGUGCCCGCCGCUUCAGACGCGUACACCUGUCUAUGCGCCGAAUCUCAGCGAUAUAAGCCGUACCGGGCCAAAUCUCUCGUCCGUUUUCCCAAGUUUGCAGAGCCUCUACGUGCUGAGUCAGUCGCAGUUCCAGUUAGAGAACCGGAUGAGACCGCCACCGUCACCAUGCUCCGCCGCGGAGAGCAUAGCGUCCGCUGUAAUCGGCAGCGGCGACGGCGGUGUGAAUCCCAGCUGUUUGAGCGGCAUACCGAGCAAGACGCAUUUGGCCGCUCAGUGCGCGCCCGUGAAACCCGCCAGGUCGUCUGUAGCGUCUCUGGCAGUUCCUAUCAACAAGCAGCAGCAUUCCAUCGAAAAGCCCCCGAGCAUCAGCAUCAGAAGUGUGCCGAACAACGCAAGAAAGUCGAUAUUUCAACGCAAUAACGAAGCUCCUGCGGAUGACAGCUACGGCCCUUCGCGCUUAACCGGGCAAACGAGGUACUCGUCGAGUGUUGAGAACACGAACAAAUUUUCCCCGCGCAGUAACAUCGACGGUACGAAGAGCAACGAGCAGACGAACGUCGAGAAUUCCAAGAGUUCGACCGCAGAAGUGAAGAACGAAUUAACGGACAACUCGAAGCAGCAACAGCAACAUCACGACACCGCCAGUCCGAGGGUAUCGUCGACAGCUUCUCCAUCACCUCCUCCUGGCAGUAAUGGCGCGAAUUCACGAAACGAGAGUACUACUAUUAGCCACGGAAAUGGCAACGGCAACAAAGCCUCCAACGCGGGAGCGGUUAGCACCGCUGCGAGUGCGACGUCGUCCAGUCUGCCGAAGAGCAACGCUGACACGACGAGUUGUAAGUCACCAGCGAGUCCGGACUCCAGUUCAGUCACAGUAGAAAGUCCGACCGGCAAGAGUUGCGCGAGUUCGACGGACCGUACGCUACCGACUGACGGUCGGACGACGACAGACACGACGAUGAAAUCCUCCGAUUCCACUGUCAACCCGGACGACAGUGGCGUCGCCGACGGCACGGCCACGUCUGUCGAUAGCAAGAGCAGCAAAGUCGCCAAUCCGCCGAUCGACGCCAAGCAGCAGGCGUUGACUACCGAGAUGGUCCAGAAGAGACUGCUCGCGGUUUUCCCAUCGAACGAGUGGGCGAACAAUCCCGAGGCUGCCGAGCACUUAGGAAACUUUCUGAAAAGCCUGAACGCAACGAUCAAGAGCGACGGACAUGCCGACGAGUCCAAGACGGACAAGACCGAACGAAAGCCCUCUGUCGCGAAUGACGCCGCGAAAAUAAGCGACGAUCUCGUCGCGAAGCCCAAGAAAGACGUCGUAGAGCACUCGUAAUGGUUCCUUCCAAAGCCCUUCAGCGUGAUACAUGACUGUCCAUACGACGAGUCUCGCGCAGGAUCUUUCUUAUGGCGUCGGUGACGACGAGCUUCCAGCUGCUUCCUCCGUAGUGACGGUCGUCGCGUCUCAGCCGACGAGAUCUCGCUGAUAUCGCGCACGGUUAAUCGCGCCAAAAGUCUAUAUUUUUACUCAACAAUCGAGUCUUCAAGAGGGACAGCCUGUGGCGACAUGAGGAAGAGGAAGCGCAUAGUGUAGUUCAAAGGGACGCGAAGCGAAACACUGCCAUAACGAAUCAAAGAGUGUGAUUUAUCGUUUUCGAUUAAGGACGCGCACAUAGUUGCUAUAUACGUUUUACUGCGCAGAGGAAUGUUCUUACGAAAGAGGACGAACAUAUAUCAUAAGGUUUAUACACAGCAUAAAAGAGUAAACGUAAAAGAGUGUAGUGUAAAAGAGACAGAGUUUUAUUUUUUCAAACUUCUCAAAGAAGCGCGCAUCUUUCAUGAUACAUACAUUCGUAAUGAAUUGUGCGAUUGACAUGCAUGAGAUCACUUUACCGAUUCGAAGCCGUAUCAUUGCAUGACAUUCUAGAAGUGAGAAAUUGUGGAUCUACUUGUGUCUGUCGGGAACGUGUGGUUUUUUUCAUCGAUGACUCAACUCACCGAUGAGCAAAAUGCCAACAGUGUGUCGGCGGAUUGACGACAGACUCGAUCAGAAUUGAUCAUCAGUGGUCGCAUUGAACUCGUCUCCUCUGCUGAAAGAGCUUGCUGACAUAACUUGACGGGGCCUGCGUUCCAUUUAAAUACAUUGGAAAUAACAUACUUUUACACACUAAACAAAACUAAAGUCCAAGUAAAUUAAAAUCCGCAGUAUAUUUUAUUGAAAUGACUAUGAAACAACAGAUCCUAGUGACCGUAUUUUCGAAUAGUAAACUACAGACAAAAAUUCCCAGCAGACCGGCGCCAAAUCUGUCAAGCAAGUUUGGCUACCCAAAAGGGCCACUAACAGCAUAUUGACCAGCACUGUAGGGGAUUCUACAUUGGCCACUGUAGAUUCAACAUUGACUGCUUUGUGCUGCUCGAUGUGUAUUUGCUUGAACGCGGACUAAUUCUCUUCUAAAUAGAAUAUAUACAGAUUCAUGAAGGAUUAACGUUUCAUGUUUAUGAGUUUUCUAUAAGUCAUUAGUCAUAAGCCACAAGUAAAUUGGCCCAAUCAUAAUUUUCAAGAAUAAUCGAACGUGGUUGGUCGAUUUGGUUACAGCUUAUGAAACUAAUGGCUUGUAGAAAACCCAUUAAGAGGAUGUAUUGGUCGUUUAAUGUUGAUAUUAACAUGAUUGAUGUUAUUAAUACGUUCGCGCCAGCGCGUGAUGAGGCUCCUUUGCAAAUAGCCGGUCACGCACCAAUGGAUCUAUGUUCAGUUAAAGUGAGCUGGUCUAUCGGACUUUCAAGGGUGGUGUGUCCCUAGAUAGCACAGAGAAUUAAAAAAGAAUUCAGUCGUAUGCCACCAAUUCUGAGUUUAUUUUUAGAUGCAAAAAGAAUUCUCUUCACUGAACUGAACCCUGAAAAAUUCUUUUUGCAUCUGAAAAUGAACUCAGAAUUGGUGAUAUCCCUAACAGAUGUCCAAGAGACAUCCUGAGAACGUCCUGAGUAUGUUUCUACAUCCUCAGGACGUCUCUGGAACAUCCCCAGAAGAUCCUGUGCUGUAUGGGAUAUGACUGAAUUCUUUUUGAAUUUUUUUUUUAAUUCCCUGUAUUAUCUAGGUUGUUUCAGAUAAGCAGCGAAUGUGUUAAUAUCAUGAUAUACGAUAUAAAUACAGUUUAAUAUGCAAACUUUGAUGUACAAACAGAGACUGUAUUCUGUACACGUUUACCGACAGCUAUCGAUUCGAUGUGUCUGUUGCGUAGCUAUUUUAUAUGAUUAUAUUUGCGCAACGACAAAAACCGAACCAACAGUUGUCGGUAAGCGUGUGCAAAAUAUAGUUCCAUGUCUUUGUUAACUGAAAAUGGAAGGUGCGCGAUAUACUUCAUUCUUGGAGAUUGAGAGGAACUUUCUCAACAUAUACUGAUCCGAAUGGCAUUGUUAGUAUCCUACUUUUUAUGUUAUGUUUUACUUUAUUAGUUACGCGCGUUAUACUAUAUAUACAUAUAUAUAGUUGUAUAAUAAAAUUGUUACGUUAUGCAGUUUUUCGAUAUACCGCUGUAUCAUAUUGAUUGUAUUAUUUUGAAAUUGUACAUACUUAUUAUUAAAGAACUUUCGUGGAAGCGUCUGUUAAUUUGUAAGAUGAAAGUCGAAUUUCAUCAAGAGUGUAUUUCUUGUGUUUUGCAUAUUGACUUCGAUGAAAGAACUAAAGUAUGUAUGUAUGUAUGUCAGUAAACGAGAAAUACAUUAUACUUGAACAUA
This is a messenger RNA of Odontomachus brunneus, 7607 nucleotides long. Its product is annotated as mucin-5AC-like. Gene Ontology annotation, molecular function: promoter-specific chromatin binding; metal ion binding. Gene Ontology annotation, cellular component: PRC1 complex. The coding region runs from base 754 to 5208 and encodes 1484 amino acids. The transcript has 6 exons. The record is from RefSeq and is a predicted model, not a curated record. NCBI's taxonomy places the organism in Eukaryota, Metazoa, Arthropoda, Insecta, Hymenoptera, Formicidae. Gene Ontology annotation, biological process: negative regulation of transcription by RNA polymerase II.